AUGGCCAAGGACGAGGUGAUGGAGACCGGCGGCGGCGGCGACUUCGCGGCCAAGGACUACACGGACCCGCCGCCGGCCCCGCUGAUCGACGCGGCGGAGCUGGCCUCCUGGUCGCUGUACCGCGCCGUCAUCGCGGAGUUCAUCGCCACGCUGCUCUUCCUCUACAUCACCGUGGCCACCGUCAUCGGGUACAAGCACCAGACGGACCCCGCGGUGAACGCCGCCGCCGACGCGGCGUGCGGCGGCGUGGGCGUGCUCGGCAUCGCCUGGGCCUUCGGCGGCAUGAUCUUCGUCCUCGUCUACUGCACCGCCGGCAUCUCCGGGGGCCACAUCAACCCGGCCGUCACCUUCGGCCUCUUCCUGGCGCGCAAGGUCUCCCUGGUCCGCGCGCUGCUCUACAUGAUUGCGCAGUGCCUCGGCGCCAUGUGCGGGGUCGGCCUCGUCAAGGCCUUCCAGAGCGCCUACUUCGUCAGGUACGGCGGCGGCGCCAACACGCUCGCCGCCGGCUACUCCAAGGGCACCGGCCUCGCCGCGGAGAUCAUCGGCACCUUCGUGCUCGUCUACACCGUCUUCUCCGCCACCGACCCCAAGCGCAGCGCGCGCGACUCUCACGUCCCGGUGCUGGCGCCCCUCCCCAUCGGCUUCGCCGUGUUCAUGGUCCACCUGGCCACCAUCCCCAUCACCGGCACCGGCAUCAACCCGGCCAGGAGCCUGGGCGCCGCCGUCAUCUACAACAAGGACAAGGCCUGGGAUGAUCAGUGGAUCUUCUGGGUCGGCCCCAUGAUCGGCGCGGCGAUCGCGGCCUUCUACCACCAGUACAUCCUCAGGGCCGGCGCCAUCAAGGCCCUCGGCUCCUUCAGGAGCAACGCGUAA
This is a messenger RNA of Triticum turgidum subsp. durum (durum wheat), 873 nucleotides long. The record is from the annotation of a GenBank genome assembly. Lineage: Eukaryota; Viridiplantae; Streptophyta; Magnoliopsida; Poales; Poaceae.